UGCCGACAAGUCCCACGUGCGCUCGAAAUGCGUUGAGUGUAUAUUUUGGACCGAAAGUAGAAAAGUUUUGACAGAGUGAAGAAGCAUUUUCAAGGAGACCAGACUUGAGUUGUGAACUCAGCAAUCAAGAAGUUACGACAUUUUAUUCCACCGGGCCCAGACGGAGGAUCGGUGAAAUUGGCGCCGCACAUGGAAACUUCGACUGAAAUUAUGGUGGUACCAAAAACGGGUGGCUGUUGCGGAGGAACUGCAAAAGCUGCUCCGAAAAAGACAACAAAACCUAGUGCAGCGAAAAAGCCAACAACCACCAAUAAGCCUACGCAAAGGCUAUCAACUGGUUCAAAGUCAAGCGUAGUUUCAUCUUCAACAACACCCACUCGUAAGAAUGAUGAUGCUCUUAAAAAACGAUUGAAAAAUAUACUUGAGAAAGCAAAUGUCACAACGAGCACAUCAAAAACAUCAACAGGUAAUUCAGAUCCAAGCGAAAGCAAAAAUAUUCAAGAUUUGUUGUUAACGAGUGAUGUACAAAAAUUUAUACUGAAUGCAGCCAAAAAAGAAGCGAACGCGACCACCGCUAAGGGACCUAAAAAAGCCAGUUCCGUUCAACCGAAGAAAGUAAGCCAGAGCAAUACGAAAACAACUAAAACAGGGGCAGCUUCCUCUGGUACGGCUAAAAAAUUAUCAACUACAUCAUGUGCAGGGGGAGCUUGCUCUCUCGUAAAGAAAGUCAAAGCAACCUCAACAAUCCAAAAAGCAAAUUGUAAAUCAACUGUCAAGAAAACCGCUGCUGGUGGGAGGUCUACAGCGGUAACUACGAAAAAAGUGGCAACGAAUAAAAGAAUAUCGUGCUGCAAUCCUAACGGGGGGGAAUGUAGCUUUGAUUGCAGUAGUAGCAGCUGUGAUUGUGGGUGUGGCUAUUCCACUGAAACUGACGAUUCUGAUGACGACGAAGACAGUAGUGAGGAAUACAGUGAAAGUAGUUCAUUUGAUGAUAGUGACUCGUUUGAUGACAGCGAUGACGGAGGCUGUUGUAAUGGUAGAAGUUGUGGGAAAAUGAACGGUAGAGGCAAACGAGACAAUCAAAGAAAGCGACGUCAAUCCAGCGGGUCAUGGGACACACUAUCAGAUUCAGAUGGGGGAAAGGGACACUCAAAAAAAUGUAAAUUUGAUUGGCAAUGCGAGAAUUUAAAUUCUCCAAUAAAUACUAACAUUCAGCGCAACGAGCACAGCUGGGUCUGUGAAGAGCUGAAAGCUCCAUUGCAAAUAAUUGAGAAUAAGCUAAACGACGAUAUGGGAUCUGACCGAGCUAAUAAAAAUUCCAUAAAAGCGAAUGACAAACGAAAUAAACGAACGGUGCCAACGCUUUCAAAUAAAGUCGAUAAGGCUGAUGUAAACGAUGACAUACCGCGUAAAUUGAACGGACAAAAAAAUAGACUUAAAACAAAUCCAACAGAAAUGCAAUCGACAACGAAGACUGAUGUGGAUAAGCAAACAAAACCAAGAAAAGGUAAAAAGGCUGAAUUUGUCUCAAGCAAAGAUUCAAAACCCGAUAAGAAGAAAAAGCUGAAAUCGGAUGAUAACGAUUUACAUACCAAUUCAUUGGGACAGAACAAACAUCAUCAAAUGUCCCUGGUGCCAUAUGAAAACAACAAUGGCAAUGAAUCUGACUCCGAUAGGAGCAGUGAGUAUAAUUACAUUGUCGAUAUUCGAGGUGAGGACAUUUCAACAUCUUCUUCGGAUUACACGUACGACGAAGAAGAGAAUGAAGACGAGGAAAGUGAUUUUGAAUAUGAUAGUGACGAGGAAACUUCCGAAGAAUUUGACAGCGAAGAUGAUGAAUAUUCGGAUGAAGAAGAAAGCGAAACCGAAAGCAGUUCAAACUACGAGUAUGCCUCAGACGAGAAUUCAGUCGAUGGAGACUAUCAGUUACCUGAAGGAGUCGAAGAGGAUAUUCUCAUUCGCCGCGGCGAAGCAAACAUUUAUGAUGCCACCGAUGAUGUUGGAUUCGAUAGUGAUGACAGCUCGCCACAGAUAUUUGAACUUCCCAAUGAUAACAUUGAGAGCACUCCAAACCAGAAAGACGUAAAUAAUAUCUCUCCAGAACAUAAAAGCAUAAAUCAUAACAUUGUUUCUGGGGAUCGAAAUAUUCAGGAAGAGAGUGAUAGCAACGAUAGCUGCCCACAAUUGGUGCCCAUUGAUUUUUCAAAUGAAUUGGCAGAACAUCAGGACUACAUGAUGGAGUAUUCAUCAGUUGAUGAUGACUGCAGUGAUUCAUCCGUGCUGAGUGGAGAUCCUCCGGCGGUGGAACCAGAAAUAAUCGAAACUGAUUAUGCUAAUCUCAACAUUAGCCAAGGCAGUUCUUUCUUUGAUAACAACUUCCUAGAGACAAUAUUUAACUUUGAAACAGAAACGGGAUCAACUGACCUCCAUAACAAUCCUCUUGAUUUGUUCAUGCAAACCGAUUGCGACACAUCCAAUUACAAGGUAAUAUCAGUAUCAAAUAAAAAGUUCGAUCGACAUUCGGAAAAUUCUCGAAGGAAAACUAAUGAUACUCGCACAUCCAUAUCCUCUUCAAAUAUGUUGUCGUCGCCCGCAAAUCAAAACGAUUCGAGGAGGAAAAAUAAACCGAGCCCAUCAAUUGAUCCAUUCGCCCAGUUUGACGAAAUAGAAAUGACCGAAGUUGAACCCUCUCAAUCCAGGUUUUAUAACUCUCUGAAUUCCUAUCAGGUCUUACUGCUUCUUAAGUCACCAAUAUCCUUCCAUGGAACACUAAAGGUUAAACUAGUCGCAGGUAACAUCGAUAUUUUGGGAUAUAAAGCAAAAGUUGGAGAAACAUUGGAAGUAUUCUCUCCUCGUGGAAAUAACUUGCAAUCUUUAACGCCACUCCCGAGCACAGUCACGAAUGAAACCAAACUGGAACUAGAGAAGCAAAUCACGGCCUUCAAGGCAGACUUUCUGCAAACUGAUUUGCACGAAAUUUUGCAAGAAUACGAUUCUCGCACUGACGCUAUUGUUCUCUUAGAUCGCAAUAGUCAUUCAAAACGAGUGCACAUGGUUAAAAAAUACAUGAAGGAAGACAUCUUCCCCGGAACGAAUGUCAGUAAAAACAGUCCAUUCUACCAAAGCGAGUUUAUUUUACAAUGUCGUUUCCACCUACCACGUACAUUUAACAACAUAUAUAUUUCUCCACAAUGGAACUCGGUUUCUUUGAAAAAUACAUCUAAGUUGCUCAUCAUUGGCGGAAAAGGAGUCGGCAAAUCAACAUUCCUCCGAUACACCAUCAACAAUAAUUUCCAUCAAUUUAAACAGUUUGUAUUAAUAGAUCUAGAUAUUGGCCAGCCAGAAGUUUUCGUCCCACAGACAAUAAGUGUUACACUUGUCGAGAAGCCCAUCCUAGGGCCAGGUCAUUAUUACGGUUUGGUACCGGAUAAAUGCUACCUUCACGGCGAUAUAAAUGUAGUUCUCUCGCCGCAGACGUACUUAUCAAAUGUCAAAGAGCUCCUCAAAUACUGUCAUCACGAAAAUAGGUUCAAAAAUGUCCCAUGGGUGAUCAACACGAUGGGAUAUAAUAAAGGAUUCGGCCCUGAACUGCUGUCGAUCAUCAUUGAGCACCUUCAGCCGACUGAUGUUGUGCAACUUCACUCGUUAAAGCAAUUUGAUAAUUUCGAGUUCCCAAUGAGUGCAGAUGCUGUCCGAACAAUUCCAAGGAACAUCUAUAUAGAUGAGGAGCCGAAGGAUAUUGCUAAUUACAAACUAUAUAUUUUCGAAUCGGUUGCGCCCAUUAGGAAAGCAGACAGAUUUGGUGACUGGCAGAUGAGUGCCAUGGAAGUUCGAUUAACGAUGGUGGUUUCCAUGUUAGGGAGUUUGCUCUCGGAACGUGAAGAAUGGUUGACUGAUGUGAGACCGUAUCGCGUAUCUGCUGAUGAUUUGAACAUAAUCUACCUUGGUCAAGAAAAAUUGACCAAGGAGGAACUAAUGGAUGUUAUCAACGUCAACAUCGUAUAUCUUUGCAAUGAUUCAACACCUGCAAUUGAAUGCUAUGGAAUUGGUCUGGUACGCGGUGUGGAUAAAUACCAACAGGCGAUUUAUCUUCUACCCUCGAUUCCGCCACAAACACUGGUCAAGGUCAAUACAAUCGCGGUAUGCAACAAUCCAUUGCCCGCAUCAUUUCUCCUCAAUCAAGGUCCCAAAGUCAAAGGACCUGUUCCCUACACGUAUAACACCAAUGACCUCAUCGCUACAAAACAUGUUCCGCAAAAAGUCUACCGCCCUCAACAUUAUUUGCAAGGGUCUCGAAAUGUUGUGUUGAACGAAUGAAUUUCUGGUUCCUUUUUUCAUUUUGUUUCAUGUAAUUUAGCGUCUUAUAAUUUAUGUUAACAGGCUUACUGCCGCAAUGAGUGUAACUUGUAAUAAGAAACUGUGAUUGAACAAACCGAACGAUAAAGAAUUUGUAAGGAAAGUCAUAACGAAUUGAUUAUUCCAAAAUUGUUGUAUGUUAAGAUUUAUAAAAAUAGAAAUAUGAUAAAAUGACAGAUUUAUAAACUCAA
This is a messenger RNA of Hermetia illucens (black soldier fly), 4547 nucleotides long. RefSeq names its product polynucleotide 5'-hydroxyl-kinase NOL9. Gene Ontology annotation, biological process: cleavage in ITS2 between 5.8S rRNA and LSU-rRNA of tricistronic rRNA transcript (SSU-rRNA, 5.8S rRNA, LSU-rRNA). Gene Ontology annotation, molecular function: polynucleotide 5'-hydroxyl-kinase activity. Gene Ontology annotation, cellular component: nucleus. The record is from RefSeq and is a predicted model, not a curated record. NCBI's taxonomy places the organism in Eukaryota, Metazoa, Arthropoda, Insecta, Diptera, Stratiomyidae. Bases 190 to 4317 code for a protein of 1375 amino acids. The transcript has 4 exons.